This is a messenger RNA of Megalobrama amblycephala (Wuchang bream), 1396 nucleotides long. RefSeq lists its product as uncharacterized. Lineage: Eukaryota; Metazoa; Chordata; Actinopteri; Cypriniformes; Xenocyprididae. The record is from RefSeq and is a predicted model, not a curated record. The transcript is spliced from 2 exons. Gene Ontology annotation, molecular function: zinc ion binding; nucleic acid binding. Bases 218 to 1339 code for a protein of 373 amino acids.
UUGUGGAUUGUUUAUACCGUUCUGGAGUGAAGCCCUGUUGUGGAUUGUUUAUUUUCGUUGUUGUGCGGUGCACAGACUUUUGUUGGACAUUUUUCAUUUUACGAAAUAAAGCUCAGUCAGCAGUCAAAAGCCGACCCUUUGUCUUCUUCCUUCCCCACGAACUUGAACAUUACUACACUGGUGCCGAAACCCGGGAAGGAAGAAGGGAGCCGCCGCCAUGCAAACGCCCUCCGCCGUGCCGUUUGCGGACAUCAUCACAUCCCUCGCGGUCUUACACCAAGACCAACAUCAAGCCCUGCUGGACCUCCGCUCGGAUCAGGAGCGGCGUUUCCAAGCCAUCCUUCAGGUCCAGCAGGAAGACCGCGAGAGGUUCCGGAGCUGGAUCGACCGGGAGGUUCGUACGGAGACCACCGGACAGCUGGCUGCGCCCACCCAUCUUCCCCUCAACAAAAUGGGCCCGCUGGAUGACCCGGAGGCCUUCCUGGACCUUUUCGAGAAGUCCGCGGAGGUGUCAGGUUGGCCCCGGGAUCAGUGGCCCAUGCGACUCAUCCCACUGCUCUCGGGUGAGUCGCAGGUGGCAGCGCAGCAGCUGCCUGUACAGAACCUCCUGGUCUUCGACGACCUGAAGAGGGCCAUACUUCAGCGGGUCGGCCGGACCCCAGAACAGCAUCGCCAACGGUUCCGCUCACUGGAGUUAGGCGAGUCCGGUCGGCCCUUCGUGAUGGCCCAACAGCUCCGGGACUCCUGCCGCAAAUGGCUCCUGGCCGAGGGAGGCGACGUGGAGCAAGUCAUCGAUCUGGUGGUGCUGGAGCAGUUCAUAACUCGGCUGCCCAAAAGAACAGCCGAGUGGGUCCAGUGCCACCGUCCCACGUCGCUGGACUCGGCCAUCCACCUCGCGGAGGACCACAUGGUGGCGUGCCCAGGGGUCGGCGAACCCCUUCCAUCUGCCUCUCUCUCUCCUUCUCUUCCAUCCUCCUCUCUCUCUAAGCCUGUCCCUCUCCCCAGGUCUCGUCCGCCCGGCCCUCCUCGUGUCCCGCCCCGGGGGCGGGGCGGGACUGAACAGGGAUUCUUUUCCGGACCUCGGGUCCCGCCCAGGGGGGCGGGACCAUCUGCUGCCGGGCUGGACCCCACUCCUGCUUCUCCCCUCUCUCCGCGCCAACCAUUUAACCCUCUCCCUGCCACGAGAGCGGCGGGCAGGUCUGGGCCGGCCUGUUGGCGUUGCGGGGACCCGGAGCAUUUCGUGGACAGGUGUCCGAUUAUGGAGGUUGGGACGUUGAUCCGGGUCCCGGACGUUCCGCAGGCCGCCCCUGGUCAAGCUGGCGGGUACCAAAUUCCUUAAUUGGCGCGGAGGCAGGAUAAAACACCAGGAGAAGCAGGAGUGUGCGAGAGAGAGAGG